UUUCACCAUGUUGGCCAGGCCCGUCUCAAACUCCUGGCCUCAAGUGAAUUGCCCACCUCAGCCUCCCAAAGUGCUGAGAUUACAGGUGUGAGCCACUGUGCCCAGCCUGUACCCACUGGUUUUAAUAGUUGGGGUGUCAGGUAACCUCUGUAGCAGUGACCCUGCCUGUUGGGGACAAGUGGUUUGGCUGUGGUAUUUUUAAGCCAACGAAUCCCAUAUCUUUUGGUGGAUCCUUUCCCCACUCUGGGCCUCAGUUUCCUCAUUUGUAAAAUGACACAGAUGAGACAUGAGUCAGGAGCCCUGGUUCUAAAUGAAGCCACUUCUUGCACUUGGUGUGCAAUCUGGAUUCAAGCCCAGGGCACUGUGGGCGGCAGAGGUGUCCCACAACCUGUCACGAGUGUAGAGCGCUGCCGUAAGUCCUAGAUCACUGCUUUUCAAACUCCGGGUCCGGAUUCAUUGUGCUGGUGGGUUAGGAAAUCCAUCUAAUGGGUUGUGACCAGCGUUGAAGCAAAAUCAGUCAGACAGGAGGGAGGGUCUGGGGUGUCAUAUGCAGCAGGGUAAGUAUUGACCUGGGCGGCGUUCAUUUCAUCUGUGGGUGUAUCCGGUGGUGUGAGUGGGGUCGUGAGAUAACAGUGCACUUCUCAGAAGCGUUACAUUGAAACCCGAGUUUGGAGGCCCUUCACCCAGGGGUCUUCCAGAACUUAACUCUGCUUCAACCUCUCUUCUCCAGGGAUCUGGGACAAAGUGGCCUCAGUUUCCUUCUGGUGAGGGACAGAGCUUCUAGCCCGGGAUUUGGCAUGGUGGGAAUUUGGGAAAAAAAAAAAAAAAAAAAAAAAAAAAAAAAGGUAAUGUGAGACAAAACCCAACCUGUGAUUGCUCUGCACUGGGAGUUCUGUUUUUGAGGCUUAAAAAGACCCCCCUCCCCCCUUCUCUUUCCAGAAGAGCCGAAUGCACAUAAGGUCGCCAGCCCACCCUCCGGACCCGCAUACCCCGAUGAUGUCCUGGACUAUGGCCUCAAGCCAUACAGCCCCUUUACCAGUCUCCCGGGCGAGCCCCCCGGCCGAUUCGCAGAGCCCGAUAGGGUAGGGCCGCAGAACUUUCUGAGCCCGGCCAAGCCAGCAGGGGCCUCGGGCCUGAGCCCUCGGAUCGAGAUCACUCCGUCCCACGAACUGAUCCAGGCAGGGGGGCCCCUCCGCAUGAGAGACGCGGGCGUGGAGCAGGUGCCCCUGGCCGGGGUGGCCGCCAGCCCGAGGUUCACGCUGCCCGUGCCCGGCUUCGAGGGCUACCGCGAGCCGCUUUGCUUGAGCCCCGCUAGCAGCGGCUCCUCUGCCAGCUUCAUUUCUGACACCUUCUCCCCCUACACCUCGCCCUGCGUCUCGCCCAAUAACGGCGGGCCCGACGACCUGUGUCCGCAGUUUCAAAACAUCCCUGCUCAUUAUUCCCCCAGAACCUCGCCAAUAAUGUCACCUCGAACCAGCCUCGCCGAGGACAGCUGCCUGGGCCGCCACUCGCCCGUGCCCCGUCCGGCCUCCCGCUCCUCGUCGCCUGGUGCCAAGCGGAGGCAUUCGUGCGCCGAGGCCUUGGUUGCCCCGCUGCCCGGAGCCUCACCCCAGCGCUCCCGGAGCCCCUCGCCGCAGCCCUCAUCUCACGUGGCAUCCCAGGACCACGGCGCCCCGGCUGGGUACCCCCCUGUGGCUGGCUCUGCAGUGAUCAUGGAUGCCCUGAACAGCCUCGCCACGGACUCGCCUUGUGGGAUCCCCCCCAAGAUGUGGAAGACCAGCCCUGACCCCUCGCCGGUGUCCGCCGCCCCGUCCAAGGCCGGCCUGCCCCGCCACCUCUACCCGGCCGUGGAGUUCCUGGGGCCCUGCGAGCAGGAGGAGAGGAGAAACUCGGCUCCGGAAUCCAUCCUGCUGGUCCCGCCCACUUGGCCCAAGCAGCUGGUGCCUGCCAUUCCCAUCUGCAGCAUCCCAGUGACUGCAUCCCUCCCUCCGCUUGAGUGGCCGCUCUCCAGUCAGUCAGGCUCUUAUGAGCUGCGGAUCGAGGUGCAGCCCAAGCCACAUCACCGGGCCCACUAUGAGACAGAAGGCAGCCGAGGGGCUGUCAAAGCGCCAACUGGGGGCCACCCUGUGGUUCAGCUCCAUGGCUACAUGGAAAACAAGCCUCUGGGACUUCAGAUCUUCAUUGGGACAGCUGAUGAGCGGAUCCUUAAGCCACACGCCUUCUACCAGGUGCACCGAAUCACGGGGAAAACUGUCACCACCACCAGCUAUGAGAAGAUUGUGGGCAACACCAAAGUCCUGGAGAUCCCCCUGGAGCCAAAAAACAACAUGAGGGCAACCAUCGACUGUGCGGGGAUCUUGAAGCUUAGAAAUGCCGACAUUGAGCUGCGGAAAGGUGAGACGGACAUUGGAAGAAAGAACACGCGGGUGAGGCUGGUUUUCCGAGUUCACAUCCCAGAGUCCAGCGGCAGGACCGUGUCUUUGCAGACUGCAUCUAACCCCAUUGAGUGCUCCCAGCGAUCUGCCCACGAGCUACCCAUGGUUGAAAGACAAGACACGGACAGCUGCCUGGUCUAUGGCGGCCAGCAAAUGAUCCUCACGGGGCAGAACUUCACGGCUGAGUCCAAAGUUGUGUUUACUGAGAAGACCACAGAUGGGCAGCAAAUUUGGGAGAUGGAAGCCACGGUGGAUAAGGACAAGAGCCAGCCCAACAUGCUUUUUGUUGAGAUUCCCGAGUAUCGGAACAAGCACAUCCGCACACCUGUAAAAGUGAACUUCUAUGUCAUCAACGGAAAAAGAAAACGAAGUCAGCCUCAGCACUUUACCUACCACCCAGUCCCAGCCAUCAAGACGGAGCCCACGGAUGAGUAUGACCCCACUCUGAUCUGCAGCCCCACCCAUGGGGGCCUGGGGAGCCAGCCUUACUACCCUCAGCACCCGAUGGUGGCCGAGUCCCCCUCCUGCCUCGUGGCCACCAUGGCUCCCUGCCAGCAGUUCCGCACGGGGCUCUCAUCCCCUGACGCCCGCUACCAGCAACAGAACCCAGCAGCCGUGCUCUACCAGCGGAGCAAGAGCCUGAGCCCCAGCCUGCUGAGCUACCAGCAGCCGGCCCUCAUGGCCGCCCCGCUGUCCCUGGCGGACGCUCACCGCUCUGUGCUGGUGCACGCCGGCUCCCAGGGCCAGAGCUCAGCCCUGCUCCACCCCUCUCCGACCAACCAGCAGGCCUCGCCGGUGAUCCACUACUCGCCCACCAACCAGCAGCUGCGCUGCGGAAGUCACCAGGAGUUCCAGCACAUCAUGUACUGCGAGAAUUUCGCACCAGGCACCGCCAGGCCUGGCCCGCCCCCGGUCAGUCAAGGUCAGAGGCUGAGCCCGAGUUCCUACCCCACCGUCAUUCAGCAGCAGAAUGCCACGAGCCAAAGAGCCACCAAAAACGGACCCCCAGUCGGUGACCAAAAGGAAGUAUUACCUGCAGGAGUGACCGUCAAACAGGAGCAGAACCUGGACCAGACCUACUUGGAUGACGUUAAUGAAAUUAUCAGGAAGGAGUUUUCAGGACCUCCUGCCAGAAAUCAGACGUAAAAGAAGCCAUUAUAGCAAGACACCUUGUGUAUCUGACCCCUCGGAGCCCUCCACUGCCCCUCACCUUCUGUCUCCCUUCAUGUUCAUCUCCCAGCGGAUCGAGUAUGAGCACAAAGCGGACUCUCGCUUAAGGAGCUCACCACCUCCCUCUAAACAUCAGAGAGAACUCUUCCUUUUGUUGUAGGUUUUAAAUCCCAGCGAGCGUCCUGGUUGAUCUUAAUGGUGUUCCGUCCAAAUAUUAAGCGCCUGCUGACCAAAAGCACAUUCUGCACGAGACAGGACUCUGGAACGCGCCUGAGAACAGAGUGACUGGAGCUUGGAGGGGUGGGCGGGGGACAGAAGAUGUGGGCACGGCGAUUAAACCCCAGCCCUUGCGUUCGUUUUUCCAGGUCACAGAUACAGCUCCUGUACCUUUUGAAGGAAAGGAGUUCUCAGACAGAGCAACCAAAGGAACGUGACCCAAGAGCCCGGCUUACAGGCUGAAGAAACCCAAAACCCUCUUGGUAGAGACAGAAACUGAACCGUCAGUCCUUAGACCUCGCCCAGUCUCAGCCACCACUGGGCCACGGCUAAAGCUUUAUUUUUGAAUUCUCAUUCCAAAACAAAAACUGUCUUGCGCAGACAAGAUCACCUGUUAAGACUUCUUGGCGUUAAGUUAUGACACGUAUAUGCGUUUGUUAUUUUAUUUUUUUCCUGCUUUAAAAAGCUGGCCAAGGCAUCUAGCACUCCAGCUGUCUUGGCGAGCUUUUCUUAACCCCCGCAGCACGCCAUCCUGCUAACACGAUUUCCAUAGACUUGGGGGGCUGACCCAGGCUGCAGAGAGCAAGCACCUGUCUGCUGUAGCUGCACAACCUAGAUGCUUUGCAAGGUUCCAGCUUGCUCUCUUCCUAGCAGCCAGAGCGCUUUUCCAUAAAGCAGUGGAGAAUCUCAAGCAAGUGCGUUGAAUUGAGGAAUAGCAGAAGGGCUACAGAACCGAGAAGGGAAGUGUGGGUAUUUUUGUUAAGCAAAACAGCCCAAGUGCUUCUGGAAGCGGGUUUCUACCAAGAUAGAGGAAAAAGGCUGAAUUCCCUCUAUCCUAAAUUCAAAGUGGGACAGAGAAGCUCAGGAUGCUGUUCCAAGGUUCAGUGGUUAAUUUCAUUGUUUAAUUUCACCUGAAUCUAUUAAAGCUCCCUUCUGCCCCUGAAGACCUGUCUGUAUUAGAAUUCCAACACAAAGAAAUCUACUUGAAUGCAUCCUUCAGUCUGAAUGAGCUCUGUUCAGACCAGUUGUGUGUUAUAUGUGAUUUCCUUCCUUCCAACUGCUUCCAUUGAGCGCACCCACGGUCUCCCCUAGUCCUCCUUUGGUGCGAUUUUUAUGAUUUUUUUACAAACAAAAUCCUCAAAGUUCUUGGCAGAGGUGUUUACUGCAGAUACCCCAGGACCAGCGGGGAUUCAUUUUCAGCCAUUCAUUUGUUUACUCAAUAAUCCACAACAAAGUGAAAAUAUUCUUAGCACUCAGACUGUACUUAGAGCGUUUUCUCAGUUCAGUCUGUAGGCAGAAGGCCUAAGAAGAAAGUCAUGGCCAUUCAGUGCACACGGUGGGCUUUGUCAGCCCUGGCUCUCCUGUCAAGGUUACCCAGAGGCAAAAGCUUCCUGAGAGUGGGGCCAGGUGUGCUUGGCACUCCAGAUAGAAGACAAAAUGCUCAGAUUCCAGCCUGCGCACUUGUAUGCAACCUAUUGGUCAAUACCUAGCAUUUAUUUUUCCCUAACAAUGGACGGCCUUUCCCUCACCCACCCUGAGCUCAGAGUUGAGCAACAUUCUCUUUUAAAUAAAGAGAAUGCCAGUAAGAGGCUGACUCCCACCAUAGAACUUCUGGGAUGCUAAAUACUUCCUUAGAACAAAACAAGUUCCUAUACGAGCAGCUUCACCUAAAGACUUUUCUCUCCAGCAAUAUGGACUUCACUGGGGAAAAGCCAAGAGUGUGGUCAGUGAUUUGUUCUCACUUGACCUGGCUAGGAGCCACUUUUUGCACAUGGGGGAAUUUGGCCUUUCCUCAGUUAUCUGAAUGUUUUACCCAAGUGCCUUCCUGCUAUUGUAGCAAAGUAGCUCUGCUUCCUUGCCCACAAGGUGAAAAAGGAGUAAUGCAUUUUCCAUCAGUUUAUGUUUGCAAAAAGGCCUCCUGGUAGCUCAGCCUCCCGUACGCAUGUGUGUGUGUAAUACACACACAAACCCCUCUCUUUUUCUAGACAUCUUAGCUGGAUAUUAUAGGAAGCACUUUCCUAAACAACUAUACCAAAUAGCAAAGGAAAGAGAAACAAACGCAUUAGAUUUGAGACAUAAACAGGCAAGAGAAAGUGUAUUAGGAACUGACAGCUAUCGAGGAAGUCUUUUUGGUCAGUUACAAAUGCUAGGAGGAAAUUUUGCCAAGAAUGAUGGCUCAUGAAAUAUUUUCAGUAUGGGAAGAGGCAAUAAGAUCCUCUAAGAGAACGAGAAAGUAGGGGUGUCUAAAUGGUAAAGAUGGGUGUGUUGCACGUGUGUUAGAAGGAUCUCAGCUAAGUCAAGGUUUGCUCUUGCUAUAUCUAAGUUAACGUAAACAUAUAGCACUUGACAGACCUACCAUGUUGCUGAAUGUAGUAUAUUUCCAAAGUUUGCAAGUCUUCCUGUAUUGUAUAAAAAUGCUGCUGCUUGAUAAUAUAUAUAGCAAUCCAGAUUAAUUAGUAUGUUAUUAAAUUUUAUUUUCUUACCUGUAUUUUUAUGCUUGUUACCUGUCCUCAAAAUAUUACACCCCUGUUGGAAUUAGAUUUAUAUUUAUAAAUGGUCAGAAAUCUUUUGAAGCGUCUCUUUGUACACAUAGGUUGACUCUGUUUUUCUUAAGAGAAAUGACAUGUUCUUGAAACAUUUGUUAAUCAUUCCAGGAAACAAAAAGCCUUAUCACAAAAUCCCCACUCAGAGCCUGUUAGUCACCUGUAUAGAAGACAGACAGCAUCUCAGGAGAAGGAAUGGCUUUGCGGAAGAAGGGCACCUUUUUCUUGCUCAAGAGUUAUGCUGACUUCUUCAGCCCUGAGCCUGGAUCUAGUCGCUGAGAAUCAUCAAGUGUCUAGAUCUCCCUCCAAAACAAGUAGUCUAGUGGGUGAUAUUGAUUUUAAAAACUGGCACCAAAACUCUGCCUUCAUUGUAAUGGAAUUCGAAAAAGAAUUCAUGUUCACAGAACCCUCUGUUCAGGCUAAUCUUUACAGAGGGGACCAAAGCUAAAUCCUGGUAGGUAAUUCCUGUAGGCUUUAUCCAAAGGACAGUUUUCCAGCACAGACAUAACCAUGGAUGAACUGAUUCCUUCAAAAAAACUGGGAGGCACUGAUACUGCAUUUUUUUUGUUUACAUCCAACAGCCAAGACAUCUGCCGCAGUGAGUCAGUCUCGGAGACUGUCACAUUUAGGCAGAUCAGAAGUUGGUAUGUUCUGUUUGUCACUCUGGAUUACAGUGAGGCUGAAUUUAUCAUGUCAAGGAAAAAUAAAAGACCUCUCCAAGUGCUUUCUAUUGCUCAGAAUUGAAAGAAUGUUUUCAUUUCGAGUUUACAAGAGGCAUGGAUGGAGUUGUGACGUUCUUGACAAGCUGGGCUAACCUUUCCCGAACUCAUUUCCUGGAGGCACGGUGCUUGGUGACCCAACACAUCUUAACCUUGGGUCUCCUAGGCUGGAGGCUUGGGCAUUAAGUUUUGUGGAACCAAAACAACCAACUGCAUAUAAGUAUAUUCCUGCAUUCCAACUAAGUGCUUAAGAAAAAGCAGCAUCACAUACAAUUGUGAUCAGAAUCAUCCACUUCCCUCAGCCUUUGUGAGUGCCUUGACCUAAGCCAACAUCACUGUCUUAACUGAGUGUUUAAAAACAAACUUUUCUGGUGGUUGGUAACAGAGAGAUGCUCCCUGAACCCUCAGGGUCCUGGGAACUGGAAGUGAAAGGGUUAUUAACAUUCUACCUUUCUGCAGCUGUUGGUGGACUAAACUCCCUGCUGAGUUCAGGCUUUGAAUGGAAUGGAUGCAAAUGAUGUUUCCAUUAGAGCAGGUGCUCACCGCAUUCUGAUUGGCCUGAGCAGGCAGAGGCUGUGGCUGUUGGAACCACAAGCUUAGCAUCCUGGACAUCUUGUCAAAGAACCUCACUCACCCCUAUGGCCUCUACAGACCUUAGAGGAGAGAAAACCAAUACAGUUCUCCAACAAAUAGAGAUCUCUCCAACACGGUGGUGCUGGCAGGCUUAGGUUUGGAAAAUCCUGACUGUUAAAGGCGUUUGAAUACAUCACAUUCCUAUGCAAAUGUUUUUAAUCUCCAGUUUAAUGUAGUUUAUUUUUCCUAUAUGUAAAGUAUUUUUAUACGGCUUGUAUCAUGAUAGUUUAGCAAUAAAACAGUUGGAAGCAA
Cebus imitator (Panamanian white-faced capuchin) is the source of this 7968-nucleotide messenger RNA. RefSeq names its product nuclear factor of activated T cells 2 (gene NFATC2). Gene Ontology annotation, biological process: cytokine production; regulation of transcription by RNA polymerase II; calcineurin-NFAT signaling cascade. The record is from RefSeq and is a predicted model, not a curated record. Bases 1197 to 3581 code for a protein of 794 amino acids. Gene Ontology annotation, cellular component: transcription regulator complex. Gene Ontology annotation, molecular function: transcription factor binding; DNA-binding transcription factor activity, RNA polymerase II-specific; RNA polymerase II cis-regulatory region sequence-specific DNA binding. Lineage: Eukaryota; Metazoa; Chordata; Mammalia; Primates; Cebidae. The transcript is spliced from 9 exons.